This is a messenger RNA of Paramecium tetraurelia, 2334 nucleotides long. RefSeq lists its product as uncharacterized. NCBI's taxonomy places the organism in Eukaryota, Ciliophora, Oligohymenophorea, Peniculida, Parameciidae. The transcript has 5 exons. The record is from RefSeq and is a predicted model, not a curated record. Gene Ontology annotation, molecular function: microtubule binding.
AUGAAGAACGAAUAAUCUAUAUUUAAGUUAUUUUUGACCAUUGACUUAGCUAAACAACUUACUAAUAAUAAAGAAAUUGGUGCUUAUCGUUUUGUGAUUGAUUUAUAAGAUUAAUCAAAAACAUUUAAUUCGGCAUCGACCUAGAGCAUUUUAUUUUUCUUAAAUGAAAUAGAAAACAAUACCAACAUGACGGUGAAAAUAAUAUCAGAAAAAGCAAACAAAAUUUUAGGUACUUUAAGUAUAUUGAUCCCAUUUGCAAUUAACUAUGAAUAAGAAUUGACCAUAACUGAAUCAUUUCAAUUUGAAAACGAAACCAAAUUGAAUGGUUCUUACACACUCUAUUUAAUUAACAUCCCAUUGUUCAAAUAAUAAGGCUCCAAUGAUAGCACAUCUGUCUAAAAAACUAACCUUGCUCCUUAAUAAUAAAAGUAAAAGAAGCAGGUCUCUAAGUCCCCUUAAUCAAAACAGUCAUAGUAAUCUUAUCUAGAAAAAAUAAACAAGGAAGUCACCUAGAUUCUAAAUAAACAUCACCAUUCUCUAAGCUCAAGGAAAGAUAAGACGAUUGAUACUGGGAUUGUGGAUGAAUCUCCAAGUAGAAUAAGCGAUAGAGUGUAAGUGAGUAGAUCUGGAACAAUUAUUUAGUCGGAGAUCAGUCCAUCUUAAGUGAGAAAAUAUGUUAUGGAAGAUUCUCCGUCUAAAUUAAAUUGCAGUUUCAAUAAGGAAAAGGAAAUAAACCAUAGGCAUCAUUAAGAACUUAGUUGCUUAUACUACUUAGAUUAGGCAACUCUAAGUAAUCAAAUUCAAAUAGAGAAUGAGAACUUAAAAGAAACUGUUAUAAAUUUGAACACUAAAUUGGAGUAUUAGGAAUAAUAAAUAAUUUUAUACAAAUCAUUAGAAUCAAAUUAUAAAGAACUCUAAAAUCAGUUAACCUCAUUUUUGAAGGCUCAGGAAUUAACUAAAUCUGUUGAUUCAGUAUUUGAUAAGGAAAUACUAAAAUUGAAUGCAUAAUUAAAUUAGAAGAUUUCCCAAUUGUUAGAAAACGAAAAGAAAUUUUCAAAAUAAAAACUUGAGUAUGAAAUCUAAAUAUCUGAACAGAGGAAUGAAAUUAAUAUGCUGAGAUAGAAUCUAUACGAAUUAAGUGAGAGAUAAAAAUACUAUUCCAAUUUAAAUAAUGAAUUAAUUAACCAAAAAUAAUAAAAUAUGGAAUUAAAAUAAGAUUUAAUUAAAAACGUUAAGGAUUACGAAGUCAAAUUAUCUAAAUUUGAUUAGCAUAUCACAGACCAAAAUAAAAAAAUUGAUGAUCAAACUAAGUUAAUUUGGGAUUAAAAGUAGCAAUAUUAAGAGUUGGAGAAAUAAAAUAAAUCCUUAUCUUUUUAAUUGAAGAAGCUUCAAGAGAAUCAAUAAAAACAGCCAUUAAUUAAUAUAAAACCAGUCAGCAAUAAUAAUGAUAAUGAAGAGACAUCAAAACAACUAUAAAUUACAUAAGAGAUUAACUAAUAGAAGUAAAUUGAAAUUGAAAAAUUACAGAAUGCUUUAAAGAAAGCUCAAUAAUUAAAUUAAGAUUAAUAGAAUGAGUAAGCAUAAACAAAAUAAGCAGUAAAUUAGCUUAAAUAGGAACUCUCAAAAUUAAAAGAACACAACAUAUAAAAUUAAAAUCAAAAGACAAAAUAAUAAACUGAAACUAAAUAAUUGCAAUAAUAAAUAGACAACGAAAAAUCAAAAGUUGCAACUUUAUAGAGUCAAUUAAAAGCCAAGAGCAUUUAAUUACAAGAGGCUUAAGUUAGAGAUGAGAAUUAAUAAAAUAAGAUAUUGAAAUUGGAGUAGAUUAUAAAAUAAACCAAGAAUUUGAUUGAAAAUUAGGAAGAACAGAUCAAUUUAUUGAAUAAUUAAAUUAAAGAUUUGUAGGAUACAAAACAGAAAUAACAAAAUGAUAUAAAAGAGGACAAAGAAAAAAUGAAUUAAUUAAAGUAAUUGAUAAGUGGAAUGAAAGAAUAACGAGUUGCAUACAUUCCAAUGCAUGGUGAUCCAAUAGAUCAUGCUCUAUCAGAAUACAUCAACUCUGUGGAUGAUCCAAAAAAACUAAUUGAACUCUUUUUUAGGGAAAAAGAAGGAUAAUAUUUAAUCGGCUCAAAAAGUGUACACCUAAAGACUGAAUAAGGGAAAGUGUUUGUUAAGAUUGGUGGAGGAUUCAUAGGAAUUGAAGAAUUUUUGGAUUUAUAUUUAAAGGAAAAAACUGAGAAAAUUGAAAAAAAAUAAAGCUAACUAACUCCACGAAAUAAGACUUCGAAUAAAAGUUAAAGAUCUUAGAUAUCUACUCACUAGUUUACUUCUUGA